Messenger RNA from Macrosiphum euphorbiae (potato aphid), 546 nucleotides. Lineage: Eukaryota; Metazoa; Arthropoda; Insecta; Hemiptera; Aphididae. The record is from the annotation of a GenBank genome assembly.
AUGGCAAGGUUCGCGAUCAAAGCCCUCGUCGUCACAGCGCUGGUGUGCCUCGUUUUUGACUGUAGCCGCGCGGCGGAAACACAACAACAGAUGAUGGAUAGUCUGCAGGAGGCGGCUAAGGGCAAGAUGAACGAGUUCAUGAAUUCGUUCAAGCAAUCCGGGUCGGAAACACAACAACCGGGGCUGGGUAGUCUGCAGGAGGCGGCUAAGGGCAAGUUGAACGAGUUCAUGAAUUCGUUCAAGCCGUCCGCGGCGGUGACACAACAACCGGGGCUGGGUAGUCUGCAGGAGGCGGCUAAGGGCAAGGUGAACGAGUUCAUGAAUUCGUUCAAGCAAACCGCGUCGGAAACGUUCAACAAAGUGCAAGGAGCGGUCACAGAGCCGGAAAACACCAAAAAGGUCGAGUCGCAGCUGAGCAAUUUCUUCAGCGGGGCGUUCAGUAAGCUCAAGAACACGUUCAGCUCGACCAAGACCAACCCGGACGAUCAGUAUAAACAGGAAGCCAUCAAAGCGUUUGACGAUUACGCGGUGAAACACCCGAAAUGA